Messenger RNA from Rhinopithecus roxellana (golden snub-nosed monkey), 3296 nucleotides. It is a transcript of the gene TRMT13, whose product is annotated as tRNA methyltransferase 13 homolog. The record is from RefSeq and is a predicted model, not a curated record. The transcript is spliced from 11 exons. The coding region runs from base 182 to 1627 and encodes 481 amino acids. Lineage: Eukaryota; Metazoa; Chordata; Mammalia; Primates; Cercopithecidae. Gene Ontology annotation, biological process: tRNA methylation.
CACCAUCGGAUUCUUCCGGUUCUGCGGACGAUAAGGGGAAGACGGUUGUGGUAGUUCCGGGCAUUACCUUGUGUGGCGGGGGCUGAGGCAGCCAUGUUUGUUAAGGGAAGGGGACCCUAAGGAAGCUGACAAGUUUUCUUCUGGUUGCCGGGUGCUGGACAACCGAAGCGAGCCCUGAAUUAUGGCGACCUCUGCGUCGUCGCCGCACGCGACUGGUUUUCCAGCUGAGGGUAGAUGCGGUUACUAUGUGGAAAAGAAGAAACGGUUCUGCAGGAUGGUGGUGGCCGCAGGGAAAAGAUUUUGUGGUGAACACGCUGGAGCCGCGGAGGAAGAAGAUGCUCGGAAAAGAAUCCUGUGUCCUUUAGAUCCAAAACACACAGUGUAUGAAGAUCAACUAGCAAAGCAUUUGAAAAAAUGUAACUCAAGAGAGAAACCAAAACCUGAUUUCUAUAUUCAAGAUAUUAAUGCAGGCUUAAAAGAUGAAACAGAAAUACCUGAACAAUUAGUUCCAAUUUCUUCUCUAUCUGAAGAGCAGUUGGAAAAGUUAAUUAAGAAAUUGAGAAAAGCAAGUGAAGGUUUGAAUUCUACACUUAAAGAUCAUAUUAUGUCCCAUCCAGCAUUACAUGAUGCACUUAAUGACCCUAAAAAUGGUGAUUCUGCAACCAAGCACCUGAAACAGCAGGCUUCUAUUUUAGGUAACAUUGAAAAAUUAAAGUUACUUGGUCCGAGAAGAUGCUUUGUUGAGUUUGGAGCGGGAAAGGGAAAAUUAUCUCAUUGGGUUGAUAUUGCCUUAAAAGAUGCUGAAAAAGUUCACUUCAUCCUAGUAGAAAAGGUGACCACAAGAUUCAAGGUGGAUGGAAAACACAGAAAGAAAAAUUCAGUGUUUGAAAGACUUCAAAUUGAUAUUCAACACUUGUGUUUGAACAAGAUUCCUGUGCUAAGAGAAGGAAAAUUACCUGUGGUAGGAAUUGGAAAGCAUCUGUGUGGUAUGGCAACAGAUCUUGCAUUACGAUGUUUGAUUGAAACCUAUGCUGCCAGUUUUGAGGAAAGGAAUGAAGAACCUUUAGCCAAACGCAUAAAGAAUGAUAAAACAGAAAAAGAAAUUUACACUUUGGCCAAGGAAGGAAAUGAAAAAAAUGUCCCAGAGAAGUGGAACCCUGUGGCUGGCAUUGUUAUUGCACUCUGUUGUCACCACAGGUGUGAUUGGAGACAUUAUGUGGGCAAAGAAUAUUUCAGGGCUCUAGGCCUUGGAGCAGUGGAAUUCCACUAUUUCCAGCGAAUGAGUAGUUGGGCAACUUGUGGGAUGCGGAAAACAUCUUUGGAAACCUCAAAUAGUACCACAAAGAGACAAGAUAAUCAGAAUGAUGAUAGUGAAGAGCAUGAUGAUGGAGGAUACAGAAUCACAGAUGAUGGCGCUGAUAGUUUGCCUGGGCUUCUUAGUGUUGAAGAAAAGAAGAAAAUAGGGCAUCUUUGUAAAUUGCUGAUUGACCAAGGUCGAAUCCAGUAUUUGCAGCAGAAGGGAUUCAGUCCUGCUUUGCAGUACUAUACAGACCCUCUGGUGUCUUUGGAAAAUGUUUUGUUAACUGCUUUACCAAAUCAUUCUUCAUCACCAGAAACAACUGCUUAAUGGAAAAGAAAUUUGAGCAUCAUCUGUCUUCCACCAAAAAAAAUUUUUAAUUAUAUUUUUAUAUUAAAAAAUAUAUACUUUAAAUAGCAAAUAAUAUGAACUUUAAAAAAUGCUGUGGCCUCAUUAAACUUUGGUAAUAGCUUUUCUUUUUACUUCAGAAAUCCAAACAUUAGAGAAUUCACCAAAGUAAUCCUCUUUAGAAGGGCAUCUUGAAUUAUAUUAUCCAUCCAUAUUUAUGGAGAUUGGUAAGAUAGUUGAACCGUUGACUUGGUGAUCUGAAACAUACAUAUCAACACAUAAUUAGCAUAUUUCUGUUUGUAUUAAUUUUGGAAAUUUAUCUUCCUUUGAUUUUAUUUAAUAUUUUUUAUUUCUCAAGUUCAAGAGGUAGUGAUUGAUUGUAACAAGGGCCAAUCUGAGAAUUUGACUUGUAUGUGGACAUUUUUCUGUAGGAGACCUGAAAAGCACAGUUAUGAUUUUCUCAAAUGCAAACAAUUCAGAGAUGUUCACAAUUAAUAAACACAAUUAAUGAAGUCACCUUCAAAUUUCCAGAGCCAUACAUGUAUAUAUUGUCAGAAUCUGUCCAUGACAAACACAAAACUGAAGAGCUAUUUUCAAAGAAAGAAGAUUAUUUCACUUAAUUAUUUUGCUGGAUAAUUAUCUAGUUAGAACUUCCGAAAAGAUACUUACAAACAUAAUUCACAAAACUUCUGGAGUUGAUUAGCUAUCUCAUAUCUUUUAUCAGGUCAUUUUUUACAUAUAGAGGCACAAACAAUAAGUAUGUUCUCUUCUGUUUGGGAAAAUAAUUUGGAAUAGAGUAGAAAUUAAAUAAUGAAAUGAAAAACCUCAAAUUUAGGCCUUAUUUAACUCAUGACUGGUUUCUAUGCACAAACAAAUAUUAAACCAAACAUGGUAGGACUGUUACUCUCUUCUGCAUCUUAUCCCCAUUUUGUUUCUGCCUUUAUUUGUAAAAAUUGUGCCUAAUUUAUGGUACAUUUGCCAAGACAAAGGUUCAGAAUUACUAAUUUUAGAUAUUAUGAUAUUCUGAGGUAACUAUUUUUAUCCUGUAGUUCUGUGAUUACAUGAUUUGUAAAUAAGAAGCCUAGCCAAUUUAAAAUUCCUGACUUUAGUCUCAUAUGUCUUGUCAGACUGCCUCGGUUCAAAUUCCAACCCUACCCUCUUUGAGUUGUGUGACCUUGGGCAUGCCACUUAAUCUUUUUGUGCCUCAAUUUCCUCCUCUUAAAAUGGGGAUGAUGAUGAUAACAAUAAUACCUACCUCACAAGGUUGUUGUGAGUAUCAAAUGAGAUAACAUAAGUAAAAUGCAUAGAACAGUUCCAAGCACAGAUUCAAUAAAUAACUGGAAAUAGUAGUGGUAGUAACUCGUGAAUCUAUUUUUAAUAACGUAAUAGGCUUUGAUUGUAUUAUCUCUUUAAGUGUUAACUUUUUUUUCCUUGUUAUAAGUUUUAUGUCAAAUGCUAUUAAAGUAAGGUAGUUUGUUUUUUAAGUUAAGUUACCCAUGUCCCCAAUCAAGGGAACCUAAAUGAAGAUAUUAUACCAUUAUAUAAUUAACCUUUUUUUAUUGUGUCAAGCAAUACUAAUUUGUGUCAUAAAAUUUGUUUUGCAUCAUUCAACAAUUUAUGCCCAGAAAUAAACAAUAUUCUACAACAGGCA